UGAGCGCCGGCGCCUGUAAACGGGGCGGCUCGGGGGGGUGCGCGCGGGCAAGGGGCGGGCGGAGACGUUACGCUCUCCAACCCCUUCACCGGCAGAGGCGGCGGCGCCAGUCUCCAGGCGAGCGGAGCGGAACGGGGCCGCACCGGAGCAAGCCGAGCCGUACCGAACCGAACCGAACCGAACCGCCGGGGUUUUGAGCCGCUGAGCACCACCCACGAGAGGACAAGAUGUUCGGGGGGAAAAUGACCAGUGUUGGGAAGAAGCUGAUCCGCCGGCGCAUGGUGGAUCUGAGCUCUGAGGACACUCAUUUUGCUCGCUGCCUCUCCACGCUGGACCUCAUAGCCCUGGGGGUGGGCAGCACAUUGGGGGCUGGUGUGUACGUGCUGGCUGGGGAGGUGGCCAAGGACAUGGCUGGUCCCUCCAUCGUUCUCUGCUUCCUGGUGGCUGCUCUCUCAUCGGUACUGGCUGGACUCUGCUACGCAGAGUUUGGGGCACGUGUCCCCAAGACUGGUUCUGCCUACCUCUACAGCUACGUCACCGUUGGUGAGAUCUGGGCUUUCACAACUGGCUGGAAUCUCAUCCUCUCCUAUGUGAUAGGUACAGCCAGUGUGGCUCGAGCCUGGAGCGCAGCAUUCGACAACAUCAUCGGUAACCACAUCUCCAACUUCUUCAUGAACAAGACCACAGUGCACGUGCCAGGGGUUCUGGCUGAGUACCCAGACUUCUUUGCUGUGAUAUUGAUUGCACUGCUUACUGCAUUGUUGGCCUUUGGCGUUAGUGAAUCCGCCCUCGUGAACAAAAUCUUCACGGCAGUGAACCUGGUGGUGCUGGGCUUUGUCAUCAUCGCUGGCUUCGUGAAGGGAGACAUCAAGAACUGGCAGCUCUCAGAGAAGGACUACAUCAACCGCUCGGAUGUCAGCAAAAAAGCCUUCGGCUCUGGUGGCUUUGUCCCCUUUGGACUGGAAGGGAUUCUGACCGGUGCUGCCACCUGUUUCUACGCCUUCGUGGGCUUUGACUGCAUCGCCACUACAGGGGAGGAAGCCAGGAACCCGCAGCGCUCUAUUCCCAUUGGCAUCAUUGUGUCCCUCCUCAUCUGCUUCGUGGCUUAUUUCGGGGUCUCUGCGGCCCUGACCCUCAUGGUGCCCUACUUCCUCCUGAACAAGGAGAGUCCCCUGCCUGAGGCUUUCAAGGCAGUGGGCUGGGAGCCUGCCCGCUAUGCUGUUGCUGUUGGAUCGCUGUGUGCCCUCUCCACCAGCUUGCUGGGCUCCAUGUUCCCCAUGCCCCGUGUGAUCUAUGCCAUGGCAGAGGACGGGCUGCUCUUCAAGUUCCUCUCCAACAUCAACAGCCGCACAAAGACCCCUCUGUCAGCCACCGUUGCCUCAGGUCUCCUUGCGGCGGUGAUGGCCUUCCUGUUUGACCUGAAGGACCUGGUGGACCUCAUGUCAAUUGGCACGCUGCUGGCCUACUCCCUGGUGGCGGUGUGUGUGCUCAUCCUCCGGUACCAGUCCGGGCAGCUGAACUCCUCAAAGGCCAUGGAAAUGCUGGAGCUGAAUGGGAAUGAGGAGGAGAGGGUGAUCAUGAACCCCAUUGUUACCGCUGCCAGUGCCCAGCAAAAAGAGACACUGUCUCUGGCAAAGCUCUUCAACCCACCUGGGGACAUCCCCACCAGGAUGUCAGGGCGCAUUGUCUACGUCUGUGUCUCUGUUAUCGCUGCACUGAUCACUGUCAUCUGCGUGGUCCUGACCCUCAAGGUGACUGCGCUGAAGAAUGCCAACGUGGGCUGGAUCACGGCUCUGGUGCUGCUCCUUGUGGCUCUGCUCAUUCCCACCAUCAUUGUUUGGAGGCAGCCGCAGAGUGACGCACGGUUGAAUUUCAAAGUACCUUUCCUCCCACUCCUGCCAAUCUUCAGUAUGUUCGUUAACAUCCUGCUGAUGGUACAGCUGAGUCCUGGCACCUGGGUGCGGUUUGCCAUCUGGAUGGCUGUGGGUUUUAUGAUUUACUUCGGCUAUGGGAUUCGGAAUAGCGUGGAAGGGAAAAAUGCAGAGGAACCCUGUGCCACAGUAGAAAAGCCCCUGCACCACCCUGGAGGGGACCUUGGCCCCAGCACUGCUGCGAUUUGAGCAACCGGGCACCAGCACUCCGUGGACCUCUGCCAGUAUUCCCACUCGGGGACAAGGUCAUGAUCCACAUGGUACAUCCAUCCCAUCCCACAGGGAGCAAGUCCCAGGGUCAGGACACGGAGCCGGGCUAUGCGCUGCCCUUUCCCCUCGCAGAGCAGUGGUCACAGAGACACGUCCCCAGGCUGGUUGGGAGCGCUGGUGGCCUGGGGCUGAUGUCUCAUCCCCCAACCCUGCCAAGUGGCAGUGACACCAGCAUGGCCCUCCCAUCAUGGAAGAUACUGUCAAAAAUGCUGCUUUCCCUGCGCACAAGAGUCCCCAUGUGAUGGUGCAGCUCUAUUUGUUCCGUCUGUCCAUGUGGCUGUGGUCACCACCUCCUCUUUGUGCUUUCCAAGCACCAGGUGUGUACAUGGCAGCUAUGACUGGAGCCUUGUGAUGAGGCUUGUGUCUUGUUCUGGUACUGUCAGCAUCCCAGUGCUCCUUGGCAGCACAGGGCUCAGCUGGCCAAAACCCAAUUUGUGCCUGGGAUUCGCAUCCCACACUGAGCCCUUUGCUGUCCCGGCAACACUGCUUGGUGUGAGCAUCUCACUUGGUUGUCUGUGAAGAUGUCCGCAGUGUAACCACACCAGUGUCCAACCUCGUAUGCUUUUGUAUAGUUGGUAUUUUAACAUUGACUUUUAUACUUAUUAAACUAAAUGUCUUUUAA
Columba livia (rock pigeon) is the source of this 2823-nucleotide messenger RNA. It is a transcript of the gene SLC7A3, whose product is annotated as solute carrier family 7 member 3. NCBI's taxonomy places the organism in Eukaryota, Metazoa, Chordata, Aves, Columbiformes, Columbidae. Bases 228 to 2120 code for a protein of 630 amino acids. The transcript is spliced from 12 exons. Gene Ontology annotation, biological process: L-ornithine transmembrane transport; L-arginine import across plasma membrane. The record is from RefSeq and is a predicted model, not a curated record. Gene Ontology annotation, molecular function: L-arginine transmembrane transporter activity; L-lysine transmembrane transporter activity; L-ornithine transmembrane transporter activity. Gene Ontology annotation, cellular component: plasma membrane.